AUGCAGUAUUCCCAUCACUGUGAGCACCUUCUAGAGAGACUGAACAAGCAGCGAGAAGCCGGCUUUCUUUGUGACUGCACUGUUGUCAUUGGUGAAUUCCAGUUCAAAGCACACAGAAAUGUGCUGGCCUCUUUCAGCGAGUACUUCGGUGCAUUUUACAGAGAUGCGUCUGACAAUAAUGUUGUUUUGGAUCAGACUCAAGUGAAAGCUGAUGGAUUCCAAAAGCUCCUGGAAUUUAUUUAUACGGGAAACUUAAACCUUGACAGCUGGAAUGUUAAAGAGAUUCACCAGGCUGCCGACUAUCUCAAAGUAGAAGAAGUGGUCACUAAAUGCAAAAUCAAGAUGGAAGACUUUGCUUUUAUUGCUAAUCCAUCUUCUACAGAGACAUCUAGUAUCACUGGAAACGUUGAAAUCAAUCAGCAGACUUGCCUUCUGACUCUCCGAGAUUACAAUAACCAGGAGAAAGCAGAUGCUGCUUCUGCAGAGUUGGUUCAACCACAGGCAAAGAAAGCAACUUUAGAAAAGAAAUCUCCUCAAACCAAAAAGCGAAAGAAGAAUUUCAGCCCUCCCAAAAGCAUACAGAAUAAAUCUGUACAAUAUCAGAAUGAUGUGACCGAGAACACAUCCAUUGAAAUGUUCUUAGAUGCAAAUAAGCUGGCCACCCAGAUAACCGAACAGGCUGCCCAAGGCAGCGAUAACGCUGAACUACAGCUGGCAGCUGUGGUGGAAAGUGAAACCCUGGCAGCGCAGGAUAUCCUAGUUCAAACUAUUGCAGCAAAACAGAAACGGGGGAAGCCUCAGCAAAGCUGCGCGCUGAAGGAGCACUGUAUGUCUAACAUAGCCAGUGACAAGAACGCUUACCAGCUUGAGAGUUCAGGGGAAGAACUGGACCAGAAGUACUCCAAAGCUAAGCCAGUAUGCAACACGUGUGGAAAAGUCUUUUCAGAAGCCAGUAGCCUCCGUCGACACAUGAGGAUACACAAAGGAGUGAAACCAUACGUGUGUCAGCUUUGUGGAAAGGCAUUCACCCAAUGCAAUCAGCUGAAAACACAUGUAAGAACUCACACAGGGGAGAAGCCAUACAAAUGCGAACUGUGCGACAAAGGCUUCGCUCAGAAGUGCCAGUUGGUGUUUCACAGUCGGAUGCAUCAUGGAGAAGAAAAACCAUACAAAUGCGAUGUCUGCAAUCUGCAGUUCGCAACUUCAAGCAAUCUGAAGAUUCAUGCCAGGAAGCACAGCGGCGAGAAGCCCUACGUGUGUGACCGGUGUGGUCAGCGGUUUGCUCAGGCCAGCACACUCACCUACCAUGUGCGUCGCCACACGGGGGAGAAACCUUAUGUUUGUGACAGUUGUGGAAAAGCCUUUGCGGUCUCAAGUUCUCUCAUCACCCAUUCCCGAAAACAUACAGGAGAGAAGCCAUAUAUCUGUGGCAUUUGUGAAAAGAGUUUUAUUUCCUCUGGAGAGCUCAAUAAACAUUUUCGGUCCCAUACAGGUGAAAGACCAUUUAUCUGUGAAAUGUGUGGAAAUUCUUACACAGAUAUAAAAAAUCUUAAGAAGCACAAAACGAAAGUUCACACAGGAUCUGAAACUCCUCCUGAUUCUAAUGCACUUGAUAAUUCUUUCAAUGAACAAGAAUCUAUUCAGAGUCAAAAAAGUCCUUUAUCAGAGUCCAUAGAUGUGAAACCCUCUGAGAUGUCUUUAGCACUUCCUCUUCCCAUUGGGACUGAAGACCAUCAGAUGCUGCUUCCCGUGACGGGUAGUCAGUCUCCUUCAUCAGAAACGUUACUAAGGUCUGCUGUGACUGGAUAUUCAGAACCUCAGUUUAUUUUCUUGCAGCAGUUAUACUGACAGUGCAGUACAGAGCCACCAAGGUAAUUUGGUAGUGAACCCGCAUACCUUUGGUAAAUGAGCAUAAGCAAGCAGUCACACUUUGUUUGAAUUGGACUUGUUCUUUUUUUUCAUCUGUGUAAAGACACUCGUAAGGCAUUUCCAUUGUGCAGUGCUGUCUUGGUUUUUGUUGAAUUGUGUUAAUCUACAAUCAAAUUUCUAUUUGCAGUUAACACUGAUCUCCAGGAACACCUGCCUUAAGAAUUCUCUGUUAAAUAUGUUAAUGU
Pterocles gutturalis (yellow-throated sandgrouse) is the source of this 2114-nucleotide messenger RNA. RefSeq names its product zinc finger and BTB domain containing 17 (gene ZBTB17). Gene Ontology annotation, molecular function: DNA-binding transcription factor activity, RNA polymerase II-specific; protein binding; RNA polymerase II cis-regulatory region sequence-specific DNA binding. Gene Ontology annotation, cellular component: nucleus. The record is from RefSeq and is a predicted model, not a curated record. The transcript has 7 exons. Gene Ontology annotation, biological process: regulation of transcription by RNA polymerase II. Bases 1 to 1848 code for a protein of 615 amino acids. NCBI's taxonomy places the organism in Eukaryota, Metazoa, Chordata, Aves, Pterocliformes, Pteroclidae.